ACUGUUUCUCAUAAGUACCUCGCAUUAGGGUUGAGGGCAAAGAACUUUUUUUUUCUCUUCCCACUUAAUAAUUCCUGGGGACAGCUCCGUCAACGGUAACAAGAUGCUGACUCUCGCUCCUGGUUCUGUGUGCGACGUCUGCGCUGAGGAGUACGGUCCCCAAUGUCUUCCCCACUCGAUUCCCUGUGGUCAUGUUCUGUGCGCGAGCUGCAGUACUACUAUUGCAGAGAAGACACCUUCAAGGCUCAAGCCUGUUUGUCCCUUCUGUCGCGAAGAAUUCACGGCCAACGACAUUCGUUUAAUACGCACGGAUUUCAGCUCGGGUAGUUCGAGUGGGUGGACUAUGCCACGACGCUUUCCUCCCCCAAUGGAGGCCAGCAAGAGUGAUUCUGCUACCGACUUGUGGGCGCGUAAGGCUGAGAGGUUUUUGCUUUCCGACAUAGGUUGCUCGAGAACUCGUGAGGAGGCCCGAAGACUCGAGGACAAAGUCGCCAAGGUCGCGAAUAAAAAGUGUUCUGUGGAAGAGGUCUCUACUCUCCACAAGGAACUGGAGGAAUGGUUGACGUCUGCCGUCAAGUCUGGAGAUCAAACUUCCUCGCUGUACCUCAGUGCUGCUCUUCUACGCGCUAUUCUAAUGAAUCAUGUAGCGCAUUCCGAAGCCAGUAAGACUGCAAAGCACACUGAAAACAGCCUCAAAGGCAAGCUUGACGACAUGGAGAUCUCGAUGGGUAAGCUAGAAGCUGAGCUCCGCCGACAACGCGAACAGUACUCCCAAAAAUCGCAUGAAUGCGAGAAACUGCGGACGGAGCUCAGCCGCUUCAAAGGUGUAUCACCGCUUUCCUCGUCGUACACAGCAUCUCCGCCACGCUUCCAAAGCCCGGCCUCCCCGACACCACCGGCGACACCUACGCCAUCAUCCACUACCACUUACAGUCCUUCUGGGAAUUCCCCUCUUUCACGCUACAACUCGCUUCACAUGAGGUCCUCCUCCAUGAGCGCCUCUUCACGACCUGUUACGCCUGCUCAGCCUGUACGAUCUCACACGCCCUUGAUACGAUCCCAAACGCCCUCUGUACGAUCCCAGACGCCUUCAGUACGAUCCCAUACUCCGGCACCCCCGGUGCCCGCUCUACCUCGCUCUGCGAUACCAACCGCCGUCUCUCGGUCCCAGACCCCCGCACCACCCAAACCACCCAAACCCCGCCGCUUAUCCCAAUCUUCACCCCCAAAAAUGGUCCGCUCCCUCUCGGAAGAGAAGCAGGAGAUGCAUGAGCGUUGGAUCCCCCCAACGCAAGAGGACCUUGAUGCGUAUCCCAUUCAUCAUCCAUUGAAGUAUUCUUCGACGCGGUAUACAAACUCGCGCUUAAGGGAUCUCCGCUCACCCUCUCCAGGGUAGUUAAUUGACCAAACGCAUCUGCUUCUGGAAGCCCAGACAUUGCAUUGCAUUCCAUAGGACUCUGUUUACGCUAAUACUUGCUGUUAGUUUUUUUCUUCUCAUCGUUGCUUUCUUCCAAUUUUUAGUAUAUCUCUUUCUUGCUGUGUUUUUCCUUUUUUUGCUUGUACCCGUCCUGGAUCAUACAUACAUAUACCUCGUUGCUGGCCUUCGUUCGCUUCUGCACAUAGUAUUACCAUCCGUUUUCACUAAUAAUCGAAUGACUACUUUUAUCUUUCCGUACAGUCAUUCGUUUU
Desarmillaria tabescens is the source of this 1689-nucleotide messenger RNA. RefSeq lists its product as uncharacterized. NCBI's taxonomy places the organism in Eukaryota, Fungi, Basidiomycota, Agaricomycetes, Agaricales, Physalacriaceae. The record is from RefSeq and is a predicted model, not a curated record. The transcript has 5 exons. Bases 104 to 1396 code for a protein of 430 amino acids.